AUGUCUAUUCCUACCAACGGAGAUCAAAUCUCAGUGCCCGCCUACACUGCCGAGGCCGAGCAGAACGCCGUGGAGAUCUCAUGGUCCCAGAUGUUCCGCACUCGCACCGCUCGUUACUAUGUCGUCAACGCCCAGAACCAAUCCAAGGGCAAUGCCAACGUUUUGAUGUACAUCCAGGACCGUUUCUACAAGGAUUCCAACAGUAAUGAGUACAUUGGAAAGCUUCCUGGUGCUCGACAGGAGGGCAACAACUGGAUCGUUAACAUCAACGAUCGCUUCCAGUACGGCCAGAAGAACAAGAAUGGCGAUGGGCGCUGGGUUGCUCUUCAUGACAAGGACAACAAGCCUUAUCAGCACCGGUUCAUGAUUGUCACUAUUCAAGGCAAGCUUUCAGAGGCUGCCAAGAAUUUGGCCAAAUCUUUUGGUGCUGGGGAUAUUGCUGAGCAGGUCUCGAAGCUUGGUGGCUCCUACAUUGGAGACUACCUUCACACCUUCUAA
Molecule: messenger RNA, 498 nt
Organism: Fusarium fujikuroi IMI 58289
Lineage: Eukaryota; Fungi; Ascomycota; Sordariomycetes; Hypocreales; Nectriaceae
Exons: 3
Coding region: 1-498 (165 amino acids)
Source: RefSeq, a predicted model, not a curated record